This is a messenger RNA of Phragmites australis (common reed), 991 nucleotides long. RefSeq lists its product as uncharacterized. Bases 35 to 544 code for a protein of 169 amino acids. The record is from RefSeq and is a predicted model, not a curated record. NCBI's taxonomy places the organism in Eukaryota, Viridiplantae, Streptophyta, Magnoliopsida, Poales, Poaceae. The transcript has 3 exons.
UUCUUCUUCAUCGAACAAGGGCAAUUUUCUAGAGAUGAUUGAUUGGUACAAAAAAAGAAAUGAGGAAGUGAGGAUUGCAUUUGAGGAGUUAUGUCCUAAAAAUGUUCGUAUGCUUGCACCAUCAGUUCAAAAGGAUCUUGCAAAGAGUUGUGCACAGGAGAUAACUAAGGAAAUAAAGAAAGAGAUCGGUGAUGGUUAUUUCUCUAUUCUUAUUGAUGAAUCUCGUGAUAUAUCAAUCAAGGAGCAGAUGGCCGUGAUUGUGAGGUUCGUGAAUAAGGAAGGAAAGGUUAUGGAAAGAUUUUUGGGUCUUACGCAUGUCACAGAGACAACAUCAGAUGCAUUGAAAGGAGCUUUAUUUGAGUUACUUUCUACACACGGUUUGGACAUUGCAAGAGUUCGAGGGCAGGGGUAUGAUGGAGCUUCGAAUAUGAGAGGAAGAUGCCCGAAAUCCAACAUCAGCGGGUGGUUUGAUGAGAAUAAUGGAGAGCUUCAACUUUGUGUUCAUUAUGAAGAUGAUGUUGAAAAUUUUUCAUAUUACAAGUGAGUUAUCUCUACUCUUGCAAAGAAAGGAUCAAAAUAUUGUUGAGGCCAUGUCAUUACUGAUUGAUGUGAAAGCACGUUUGCUUAACUUGAGGAAUCAUGGUUGGGAGCCAUUAUUUGCGGAAGUCAAAAUAUUUUGUAAACAAAAUGAGAUACCAAUUCCAAAUAUGGAUGAAAUAGUACCAAGAUGGGGCCAAUCAAGGCGAAGUAAGAUCAGUGUCACUCAAGACCAUUAUUAUCGUGUUGACACCUUUUAUGUAGCUCUUGAUGCUAUAAACACAGAGAUGACUCAUCGUUUCAGUGAGCUAUCUUCAGAGUUGCUUAUAUGUUUUUCUUGUCUUGAUCCAAGAGAUAGUUUCUCAAAGUUUGAUGUGCACAAGAUUGCUAGACUUACGGAGAUAUAUGACAUAGAUUUCUCCAUCAGCGAUCGUGCAGUUAUAAAAGAUCAACU